AGAGUUUAGUCUUUAGUCAGAGACUUGUCGUCAUUACGUACCUGUUUCUCUGGAUAUUUACCGAUACCUUCACGGUCAUCCAAUCCAGUGACCACCUAAUCGUGACUAGAUAGUUAAAAAUUUAAUUUUAAAAAUAAAAACAGCAUGGCCAAAUUAUUUAUCUUUUGCCUUCUGGUUUUUAUUUGCUUAGUACAUGAAAGUAUUUCGACUUUGUCGGAGCCUAAGGCCCCUAACUUUCAAUAUUUUGAGAGACCUAAGUAUCGGUAUCCAUAUUAUGAUGAAAAUGGCCGUGGAAAAUUGUUGUACGGAUAUGGUGGACCGGAACUUUAUCAAUAUCGUACAUACAGUCCGUUAGAAGGCAUACAUUGAUUAUUAUUGUUAUUUAUUUAAUUAAUUAUUUUUUUUAAUUUAAUUUAAUUGUAGAGGAAAUUUGCGGUUUAAUUAUUUUGAGUUUUGUACGGAGGUUUUUUUUUAUUAAAAUUUUAAUUGGGAAAUGGAAACUAGGGUAUGAUUUUUUUGAGUUUGAGGUUUUUAAAAUUUUUUUUCAUUAUAAAUUUUCUUAAUUAAAUUGUAAGUAAUUAAUAGGGAGAAGAUUUUUGCCAUAAUUUUGGAAUGAAUCGUUCAAAUCUUUGAUAUUCCUGCGAAAAUAUUGAUUCUAUAGAAAAAGUUUUCAAACAAAAGUUGUAGGGAAUUUAAUUUCCGAAAAAAAAUGUCUUUAAUGAUCUUCUUAUACGACUGAUAUUUUCACCGUAAUUCCAAAAUUAAGAUUCAUAAUGAAUGAUUCAAAUUUUUGAUAAUUACCAAAAUCUAAAUUUUGAAAUUACGGCUUUAUUAUUGGUCCUAUGAAAAAAAUUAUAAAAGACAUUUUUUUUAUAAAAUUAAAUUUUGAACAACUUUUAUUUAAAGAAUUUUUUGAUACGACCAAUAUUUUCACCGUAAUUCCAAAAUUAAGAUUCAUAAUGAAUGAUUCAAAUUUUUGUUAAUUACCAAAAUCUUAAUUUUGAAAUUAAGGCUUUCUUAUUAAUCCCACGGAAAAAUCAUAAGAGACAUUAUUUUUAGAAAAUUGAAUUGUCAACAACUUUUACUUGAAAAAUUUUUCGAUACGACCAAUAUUUUUGCCAUAAUAUCAAAAAUUUGACAUCAUUAAUUAUUAAUUGUC
Molecule: messenger RNA, 1159 nt
Organism: Microplitis demolitor
Lineage: Eukaryota; Metazoa; Arthropoda; Insecta; Hymenoptera; Braconidae
Exons: 3
Coding region: 145-369 (74 amino acids)
Source: RefSeq, a predicted model, not a curated record